Molecule: messenger RNA, 3006 nt
Organism: Alexandromys fortis (reed vole)
Lineage: Eukaryota; Metazoa; Chordata; Mammalia; Rodentia; Cricetidae
Gene: Eif1ax
Product: eukaryotic translation initiation factor 1A X-linked
Exons: 7
Coding region: 191-625 (144 amino acids)
Biological process (GO): translational initiation
Cellular component (GO): cytoplasm
Molecular function (GO): RNA binding; translation initiation factor activity
Source: RefSeq, a predicted model, not a curated record
UUUGCCACUGCCGAACGUGGGCGCAGGCGGCUCUCGGAAGCACCAGUGACCAACCUCUUCCGAGCACGCUUCUCGGCCUCCCGCAUCGUCGUCAUCCCGCGCGUUUCUCAGCGUCGCCCCCCGGAGUCACCGCCGUUGCCGACGCCACCCGGAGCACGGUCCCGCACGCUGCCAGCCCGUCUUUGCCGCCAUGCCCAAGAAUAAAGGAAAAGGAGGUAAAAACAGACGUAGAGGAAAGAACGAGAAUGAAUCUGAAAAGCGAGAGCUGGUGUUCAAAGAGGAUGGGCAAGAAUAUGCUCAGGUAAUCAAAAUGUUGGGAAAUGGACGAUUAGAAGCAAUGUGUUUUGAUGGUGUGAAGAGACUAUGCCAUAUCAGAGGGAAAUUGAGAAAAAAGGUUUGGAUAAAUACCUCAGACAUCAUAUUGGUGGGCCUCCGAGAUUACCAGGAUAACAAAGCCGAUGUCAUUUUAAAAUACAAUGCAGAUGAAGCUAGAAGUCUCAAGGCAUAUGGCGAGCUUCCAGAGCAUGCUAAAAUCAAUGAAACUGAUACAUUUGGUCCUGGAGAUGAUGAUGAAAUUCAGUUUGAUGACAUUGGGGAUGAUGAUGAAGACAUCGAUGAUAUCUAAAAUGAACUCAACAUUUUACAUUCCAGUCCUUCUGAAGAUUGCCCUGCAAGUUUGGAAUCUGGUCAUAGACUUCAAGGAAAAGUUUUCACUGUAUUGAUUGUAAUUUGUUGAGACAGACUCGAUUCAAUACUAAGGUCGCUUUUUUCAAAGCUGAAAAUAUCUUAAGUGAUAUGUUAAGCCCACUUUGAUCAUUUGAUGUAAUUGAACUCAAAAAAGAUGUAAGAAAAAAUAUACAUUGCUGCCUUUCCUACUUUGACCCCUUCCAGUAAGUAAAUGGAUGUUUUGAAUAAACAAUUUGCCUUGUAUGCAUAAAUUAUGAUUAAGCCCUCCUUUUGCAUAGCUGUUGACUGUACAAAGUACAGUCUUUGUGUAUAUUCCAGUUGCCCAGAGAUUUUGAUACAAAUGGAGGCAGAAAUCUGUCUUAUGUUUUAUUGUGUUAUAUUUUGAGACAGAAUCCAACUCUGUAUCUGAGGCUAGCUUGGAAUUCACUAUAUACUCGCUAUGAUCCUCCUUUCUCAGCCUCCUUGGGUGCUGAGAUUAAAUGUAUUUACCACACCAGGCAGAAAUCUAUUUAAAGGCAAAAGUGAUAGGUUUGCUUUUCAUAUUUAAAAGUAUGUAUGUGGCUAUUUUUAUACUAGUUUUGAUAACAUGUACGUUCUUAUGAUUUAUUUUGCAGUCAUCAACUUACUGGGGGAGGAAAGGCAUUUCCAAAAUGUUUUUAGAAACUGGUUUUUAAUAUUUUAAAUUAAGGUCGGUAGUUGCAGAAAUUGAACACUAGGUGGUGCUCAGUUGUCUUAACAUUGGUAAUAACUUUUAAUUAGUUAAGAUGGUUUCUUUUCUUAACUAGUGUGAUUAGGAAAUUCCCAAACGAGGAAAAGAUUGUUUUACUCAUGUGCAUAGAAUAUUUUUACCAAAAUGUUGUGUGGGAAUGUUGCUUUUUCAGGAGUCUUACUCGCCCAAGCUACAUUUCUGAGGGCUUUAUAAAUACAUAAAAUAGGCAAGUGAAAUUUUCAGCUCAUAAGAAUAUGAAUAUUGUGGAACAAAGUAAAAAUUAAUGUUUUUUCAGGUUUCCCUAAAUUGAGGGGAAAAUGAGGGAAGCAAACUUAAACCUGAUGUAAUGGCAUGACCUAUAACCCUGCACUUGUGAGGUCUAGGCAGGAGAAUCAGUUCAAAAACAAACGUAGUGAAAAGAUGUUUUCUUAUUUCUGAAUCAAAGAGAUGUAGCUGAGAAAAUAGCAUGCCGCAGAGGAUUUUAUACUUUGACUUUACAUUAGGGACAAGUUUAUUAUGUAGACAGUCCAGGGGGUUCCCAUUUUCUUUCUACUGGGAAUUUAGGUUUGCUCUUAUUUAGGAGUUAUUAUUGCAGUUAGAGCUGGGCUAGUCAGAACUCACUGUACGCACUGAAAGCUUGCAAGUUUAUAAACCAAGAUCCAUCGUGCAGCUUGUGGACCUUGUAUUCUAGUAGCAUCCAGAAAACUUCAUUAAUGAAAAGUAAUACACAAAGGAAUGCAUAUUACAUGGUUUCAAAAACCACGAUCUUUUCUGUGAUCCCUUUCUUAACUAUGACUUCAUCUCAGGUUUUCCUACUCAGCUUCAAAAUGUAAGGUUCCAUAAACAACAACAGUAGGAAAGAUGAAGUGAUGUGGUCUGUAUUUCUUAAUCUGAGGAGUUUCUUAGUGCAUAUCUAUCUAGGCAGAGUGUAUCUGAGAACAAGGGCUGAAACUAACCUUGAGAUACUUGCUAAUCAUCGUCUUCAUCAGGAAUUAGACCUCUGGACCUUCAAAGUGUUUCACCAGCUGGAUGUAGCAUACACUUGUGAUCCCAGCACAGGAGAACUUGUUAAUAUUGGCCAGGGCUACAGAAGACUCUGUCUCAAAAACAACAAUGAAAACCAUUUUUACUAAAUUUGCAGUGUAUAUAGUUAAGCAUUUUAUGGGCAGUGUUUUAAGUCUACAUAGGUGAUACAGCUCAAAUCAAAAGUUGAUUUUCUUCCUGUAACAAACAGGAUUUGAAAUUUUUUUAGAAAUUACAUAUGACCCCGUUUCCUGUACCCUCUGGUGGUUUUAAUCUAUUUUCUUGCCUAAAUAGUAGCAACAUUAACUAAUGAGUGUUCUUGUGUCCCGGAUGAUCUGGAGUCAUACUGGUUUAAAGUAGUUGAAUACAGUUGUCACUGAUAUGCAAAUGCUACCUGGAAGAGUUCUUUGAUGUGUAUUUGGUAUGGAAAUUAAUACUUUUAACUGAUUCAAUUUUAUUUCAAAUAAGGAAAAGGAAGUGGUCUUCAAGGAAAUUUUGUUUUUUAUUUUUGCUUUGAUUUCUAUAGUACAACUCUAUUAUAAGCAGUGCCCAUAAAGAAAAAUAAACUGUUUAAAAUCUAAGAAUAA